This is a messenger RNA of Podarcis lilfordi (Lilford's wall lizard), 14178 nucleotides long. The record is from the annotation of a GenBank genome assembly. NCBI's taxonomy places the organism in Eukaryota, Metazoa, Chordata, Lepidosauria, Squamata, Lacertidae.
UGGGCACUUCCGCCCGGCUUCCCCCGGCUUCACUCGGAGGCACGUGAUCUUCCCCUCCCUCCGCUCCCCUUCCCAGUAGAGCCAGCCUCUUCGGUUCCGCGUACGUUCCCGUCGCUGUCUGGGCGGGACACAUGGCCACGCCUCCGCCAAUAACAGCGCAGCUAGGCGGAUCAAGAUGGCGGCGCUGGCGGCGCUCGCUAGCUUCCGGGCGCUGCGGCUUUGCGGGCGGAGCAGGUGGGCCUUUUCCCUUUCCGUGCUUUGCGACGGUCGGUUAAGCGAAGAGGAACGGUGGUCCCGGCGGCGAACGCGGGCGAGGGGUCACCCCUUGUUGGUUUUCAAUGCACGACACAGUUGGCGUUUCCCUUUCGCAGUCACAUUCACACGCCCCUCUCGUAUUCCUAGGCGCCCUUAUUCUCCUAGCCCAAACAAGGGGUCGGGAGAUUUGCCCCCCAGCCCCCCGGCCCGUAGGUCCUGAUAGCUUGGCUUUUAAGUCCAGGGAUCCCAGAGAAUCGCCAUGGCGACACAUCGAACAGACACAACCGUCUAUCUUAUUAGGGCAAUAUACGUGGUGUUGCAAACUUUUCCAACCGCACCUGCAGCUUCUCAGAGCCAAAGGCUUUUAGAGUGUAAUAUUCUCUUACUGUGGGAACAAACAAGUAAAUGGGCAAAGCGCCCGGACUGCUUGUGGUGGGUCAUUUCACCGUUCUGGUACUGCAGGUGGAGAAAACGAAGGCAAGAGUUUAAUUCCAAGACGACCAACAGUAAGUCUCUGAUAGCACCGCUGGUUAGAGUGCGGUGCUGACAACGCCAAGGCUGCAAGGUUCUCUUGCAUAUGAGACAGCUGCAUAUUCCUGCAUUGUAGGGGGUUGGACUAGAUGACCCUUACCUUAGGGUCCCUCCGACUCUAUGAUUCUAGCAUCAUGUAGUUGGAGGGUGCAAUGUUAAUUCAGUGACUGAGCAUUUCACUGCUUUGCAGGGGUAGGUUUUGAUUCUUCUAUCUCAAGGCAUUUAGAUGUUUAACUGGCAAAAGGAGGUACAGUGUUGGGGGCAAGUCUGCAAUGCAGUAUGUGCAGGGUUACAUCAGUGAUACUGAUGACUCUGUGACUUAGAAGGUGGCUCUCUAUGCCCUGGCAGCUAGGAAGAUUAGGAAGAAAGAACUGGAUGGGCUAGUGGUCAACUGCAAAGGGGACUCAGAUCUACUUUGCACAUUUUUUUUAUUACGUGUAGUAUUUUAUUUUUUUUAUUACAUGUAGUAAGAAAUUUUGGUGGAUUUGUUCAUGGUUUUACCGCAUAUGUAGCAACUGCUGGUUUUGUUUGUUUGUUUGUUUUUCUUCUUUGGAUGCUGCCCUGGCCUUUGGCUAGUGCAAUAAAAAUAUUAAAUUUAAAUUGGCUCAUAAAAAGACACACUUGUGCCUUAAGUUGUAAACUCUAGCUGUGCAUUCAGAUGCAUGCAACUGUGCUGUUAGGCACUUGUCAGCAAACCUGCAAAGAAGACAUGCCUAAUGAUGUUCUAUUUUCAUUUGUUAUUUAUUAUCUAAAAGUCUUGAAAUGUCAGGAAUUACUUUCGUUUUACAACGUUCUGUGGGGGCACAUAGUGCAUUUAGGACUGUAGCCUAAAUCUGUUUCCAUGGUUGUUGUUUUUUAAAAAAAUAAAGUUGAAGUCAGUGGUACUCUGGUUAGUAUAAAUGCUUGUUCUUUAAUGCUCUGGGGGCUGAAACAAUCGUGCAGAAAGUCUAUAUAUUGAGCUCAGGAGUUCUGAGCUGUAGUAAUGUUAUAUCACUGAGAGAAAGAUUCAUGGAACAAAACAGUAAAUGGUCCAGGGAAGAACAAAGGGAUUGUUAAGAAAAACUGAAAGAAAAUUAAAUGAAGCGCUCUUUUUGUACUGUACAGUAUAAUUACCCUGUGCAUCUCAACAGUUAGAAGAUUGUAUUGAGGCCAGCAGCUUAGCAGGGUUCAGGCAAGGUUCAGGCAUAUGGAUAAUGACAGCAGUACACUGGGAAAAAUAACUACAGAUGAUGGUUUGGUUUCUAAUAUAUCUAUGGCCAUCCAGUACCAGCGAGCAGAUGAAAAUAAGCAGUGCUAAUUUCAGUCAAAGGUUUUACCAUUUCUGCUCUAUAUUGUGUGUGUAUGGGCAUCUGCUUCUUUGUUUCUAAAAGAAUUAAAAUUGUUAUAAGGCUGUUAUAGAUAACAGCUCCUCCCUCCUGAUCAAGGAAUAGCCAGCUUUGUUGCAGUAAAUCUCCUAUAGCUAUAAGGAGGAAAGACAGUUAUUAUGACUUCAGCACCAAAGUAAACUCAUGAAUAGCGAGCUAGAAAAAGGUUUCAUUGUAAAAUGAAGAAAGGAAGGGAAGUGUUCACAUGACAGAUGAUGACUAACCAAGAGCUGGAAACACACGACUUAGAACAAUUGGUGUAUGUUCAGCCCUUUGUGAACUUAGUCCCAACCUAACAGUAAACGCUUAAACACCAUAUAAUAGGAAUCAGUUGUUUAGGAUUCAGACAGGGAUUCAGGUCUAUUCCACAGGGUGCAGUAUUUUCUCCCUCCCUCCCUCCAGUAUUCAGGGACUCAUCACUUAUUCUCUCUUGCCUAGAGUGAAAAGGUCCAGAACAACAAUCAUUCUGUAAAAGAUCCUCACUUUUGUGCGCUGGAUUCUGUUUUCUGUCUAAGAGGAUACUUCUUACUACGGGUCUCUUCUCCCUUGCUUAAUGAGUAGAUCAUUAAGAGACACACAGUAUCAGACAUUCUUUCUCACUCAGACAAGAAUUUCUAAGUAAAGUAAAGAGAGAGAGAGGUGCACUCUCGUUCACUCACUGAUCCUUGUUGCCUCAGUCUUCUGAGGAAAAGCAUAUUGCCCUUAUCCACCAUAUAUAUGCUGUAAAUGCUUUCUCCACAAUUUUGCUAUUGAAACUCAUAGUUAGGAAGUAUAGAGUCAAGACUUCCGGAGGCGGCGCCAACAAGCAAUGGCGAUCUCCUCCUAAUCUCGGAGGAGAGGCUCCGCGAAAAUCGGGUCGAUCCGCUACGGCGCAGCGGAGACCCUUUCGAAACCCGCAGGCGGAGGAAGCCUGCGGUCGUGGGACUCGGCGGGUGCCUGGAGCGCGCCCCUAAACGGCAAAGGAACCCCGCGAGGGGCUCCGAGCAGGACGGGGGUGGCGCGGCACUGUGAGUCUUCUGCUACUUUCGCGGAGUGAAGCCGUGCGGCUGUUGCUGGAGAGCGCUGACCUUUCUUCCUUGACAAUUUGGCUGUCAAAACUACAACCCGUGAGUAGGUUUGACGUUAUAGAAGGACCAACUAAAAUUUUUGAAUAAAUUUGGCUGAAGCGGGAAGGUGUAAAAAGGAAGUCCACCUCCCGGUUUGUAUAAAGGAUUAAAGCAAAGACUGUGUGAGUUCGAUACCAAAGACUGUCAAAAGAGACUGAAACACAGACGUCAAAUUUAAAAAUUUUCCCUCCCAUAAUUGGAGAAGGGGGGGAAGAAGAGACAGUAUUUCUUGUUAUUUUUGUGUAAAAUAAAGAGUAAUAAGGAAACGAAGACCACCUCUCAAUCCCUGGGGACAGACUGCCAGGUUUGGAAAGAUUGGAUAUUUUGUUAGCACUCUAAAUGGACAAUGUAUCUUCUUGCCUAUUAACUUUACAAAAUUGAAACUUUGGGGAAAAAAGUUGCCUCUUUGGCUGAAGGGGUUCUUAAAAAGUUUUUAAGAGUUUUUAUUCUUGAUACUUUAUUACUUGUGUCCCCCUGGAGGCCAAAGGGGAAAAAGUCUCUAACUGAUCGAGGAAUUUUCCACUCAACAGCAGCCUGGGAAAGCUUAACAGCAAAACAACUCCAACUGUGAGAGUGACCUUGAUUUCUAGAUAAAGUGCCAUGGAUGAAAGAACCUUGAGGUCCGGGAAAGGCAGGCAACAGAGCAACAUUGCUCAACAGCAACAGCGCAGGCCAUCCAUCGCUGGGCCACAAGGAGAUGAUCCAAUGCAAACAAAGGGGAAGAAGGACUUGCCAGUUUAUUUAAAAUUGUUAAUGAAGGUUUUGAAAAAUUGGGUCAACAGAAUGCCGAGGCACUAGAAGCUAUUAGACAAAACUCUGCAAGUAUUGAUAAGCUGACUCGACAGACUAAUGAAAAUACAGAUGUGAUCAAAAAAUUACUGGAACAAUCUGCUGAAACCCAAAAAACAGCUUUGGAAGCUAGAGAAAAGGCGGUAGCUGCUGAAGAAAAAUUACCACCUUUAAUUAAACAAGUUGAAGAGCAUCACAUAAGAUUGGGAACGCACCAGGAAUUGUUAUCUGUCAUUGAGCUAAAGGAGAAACAGACCAACUUAAGGAUCAGAGCAGUACCUGAGCUUGAGAAAGAGAGCCUGGUAGACUUUUUGACACAAGAAUUUGCCAAUUUUUGGCAAUUGAAUGAUAAGGAAGAUUUCAAGAUAACGUCUGCUUUCAGGCUUGGAAGAGGAGCAAGAAAGAACAGAGUGAGAGACUGCCUGAUUACCUUGCGAUCUAAGGAGGAACGAGAUAAAAUUUUGAGUUCACACUACCGAAAUACAUUGAUAAUACAAGACUCAAGGAUAGAAAUAUUUAAAGACAUUCCAAAGUUCCUUUUGGAGCUUAGGUCCAACUACCGGGACCUGGUGACGCUGCUGAGAGGAAACAGAAUUUUUUUCAGGUGGGAAUUUCCUCAAGGCCUAUCUUUCAGUUUUAAAGGCAAGAAAAUUAAAAUAAAAUCUGUGGAGGAGAAACAGAACUUUUUGAGAGACCAUCAAGAGGACCUACAAAAAGGAUUGGGGGAGGAGCCAGAAGCCUCUUUACCAGGAUUGGAUCCUACAUUACCACCUUCGGGAGAGGACAAGACAGAGAAGGUGAAACCACCAACAGAGGAAGAAGAGUUAUUGGGAGCAGUUGGAGGAAAAUAAAGAAACCAUCAUGGCUCUGCAACUUUUAACUUGGAAUGUUUGUGGCCUAAAUUCUCCGGAAAAAGGAGGAAAGUAUUUCAUAUACUUAAAAAGAACAAUUGGAUUUAAUUUGCUUACAGGAAACUCAUGUGAUGAGGCUCCACAGGAAAAUAUUGAUUAAUAAGAGAUUGGGCCAAGAAUUUAUUUCAUCAGAUAAAGUUAAAAACGAGGAGUGGUCAUUUACGCAAAGGAGAGCCUCUCACCAAAAUUCGUCUUUAAGGAUGAACAAGGAAGAUUCAUAGCAAUUGAAAUUCAAGUACAAGGAGAAAAAUUUUUGAUAGUAGGCUUAUAUGCACCAAAUGAGGGGAAAUCUAUAUUUUACAAAAAGUUGCAUGAGAUCUUGAUGGACUAUAUGGACUAUAACACUGUUUUUAUGGGAGAUAUGAAUGGGGUGGUUUCCACAAAUAUGGACAAGUCACAAAGAGAGGUAGUCACUAAAGAUGGCAGACUACCGAAAACAUUCUUUGAAUUAACUGACAAUAUGGAUCUGAUUGACAUUUGGAGAACUAGGAAUCCCCUUGGUAGAGAAGGAACCUUUUUUUCUGAAGCCCAAAAGACAUGGACAAGAAUUGACCAAAUCUGGACUACUAGAGGACUGGCACCUAAGGUUAGGAAGGUAGAGAUCUGCCCAAAAACAUGCUCCGACCAUAACGCCGUGAGAAUGGAGAUGAAGUUAACAUCUACUGGUUCCUUCCGAUGGAGGAUGAAUGACACCUUGUUUAGAGAUCAAGAGGUGAUUAAGAAGGCCCAAAAGACUUUGAGAGACUACUUUGAGAUAAAUUUGAAUACAGCUGUAGAAAAAAGAAUAAUCUGGGACGCAAGUAAAGCAGUUAUGAGGGGCUUCCUGAUUCAACAGAAUUCAGUUAAGAAGAGGGCCCAAAAUGUAAAGAAAGAAAAAAUUCUGGAAAAAAUAAAGGAGGGCGAGAAGAAACUGAGAGUGAAGCCCAACUCACAAGAGAUUCUGAGGGAAAUAAAAUUGCACCAAGUGCAGUAUAUGAAAUUGAUAAAUCAAGAAGUGGAAUGGAAAAUUAAACAAAUGAGACAAAAGACUUUUGAAUCGGCAAAUAAAUGUGGGAAACUGCUGGCUUGGCAGUUGAAGAAACGACAAAAACUCAAUACUAUUACUAAUUUGGAAGUGGAAGGGAAAAAUAUCCAGAAUCCAGAAGAAAUUAGGAAAUGCUUCCAGAGAUAUUUUAAACAAUUAUACACACAAGGGCCUCAGAAAGAAUUUGAAAUAGAGCAAUUUCUGAAAACCAAUGGAUUACAAAAAUUUCUCAGGAUAACAAGAUAUUGCUGAAUUAUAAAAUUACAGAACAGGAGGUUGAAGGUGCCAUUCAGAAUAUGCAGCUGGGAAAAUCUCCAGGACCGGACGGUUUAACCUCAAAAUAUUACAGAACCCUGAAAGACUGGUUAAUUCGACCAUUAACUGAGGUUUGCAAUGAAAUUUUAGAGGGGAAAAGAGCGCCAGAGUCGUGGAAGGACGCAUUUAUUACACUUAUACCAAAGUCUGAGACUGAAAAGACACAGCUUAAGAACUAUCGGCCCAUAUCCCUGUUAAAUGUGGAUUACAAAAUUUUUGCUGACAUUUUAGCAAAAAGGCUUAAAAAGUGCUAAAAGGAGUGAUUCACAAGGACCAAGCUGGCUUUCUUCCAGAUAGACAUCUUUCGGAUAACACAAGGAAUAUAAUUGAUAUUCUGGAGAAGCUGCAAGAGGAGAUUAACACUAAAGCAGUUCUGAUUUUUGUGGAUGCAGAGAAAGCCUUUGAUAAUAUUUCCUGGAGUUUUAUGAAGAAAAAUCUUCAGGGGAUGUGGGUAGGCCAAGAGUUUGAAAAUGGUAUAAAUGCAAUUUAUUCAGAACAAAAAGCUAAAUUAAUAGUUAAUAAUGUGAUAACAGAGGAAAUUAAGAUAGAGAAAGGGACACGACAAGGCUGCCCAAUUUCCCCAUUACUUUUUAUUUCUGUUCUGGAGGUUCUGUUAAAUAUGAUAAGAAGGGACCAUUUGAUUAAGGGUAUAACGGUCGGAGCGAAACAAUACAAACUGAAAGCAUUUGCGGAUGACCUUGUAUUGACAUUACAGGAGCCAGAAUCUAGUACGAAAAGAGCAUUAGAACUGAUUCAAGAGUUUGGUCAGGUGGCAGGUUUUAAGCUGAAUAAGUUUAAAACUAAAGUACUUGAGAAGAAUUUAACACCGAUUGAAAAAGAGAGGUUUCAGAAUGAGACAGGUUUAACAGUGGUAAAAAAGUGAAAUACUUGGGGAUUCAUAUGACAGCUAAAAAUGGGAAUUUAUUUAAAGACAAUUAUGAAAAGUGUUGGUCGGACAUUAAAAAGGAUUUAGAAAUAUGGACAAAUUUGAAGCUUUCCUUGUUAGGUCGAAUUGCUGUCAUCAAGAUGAAUGUAUUGCCAAGAAUGCUGUUUUUGUUUCAAUCGAUACAAAUAAUAGACAAAAUGGAUUGUUUUAAGAAGUGGCAGAGAGAUAUCUCUAAGUUUGUCUGGCAGGGCAAGAGGCCCAGGAUAAAACUUAAAAUAUUGACUGAUGCUAAAGAAAGAGGGGAUUUGCCCUGCCAGACUUUAAACUUUAUUAUGAAUCAGCAGCUUUCUGCUGGUUGAAGGAUUGGUUACUUCUGGAAAAUACUGAUGUUUUGGACUUAGAAGGUUUCAAUAAUGUGUUUGGGUGGCAUGCAUAUUUGUGGUAUGACAAGGUUAAAGCUCACAAAAUAUUUAAAAACCAUAUUGUCAGGAAAGCAUUGUUCAAUGUCUGGAUAAGAUAUAAAGACUUAUUGGAGAAUAAAACCCCAAGGUGGCUAUCACCAAUGGAGGCAAAGGCUCUGAAAAAGUCCAAUAUGGAGGCCAAGUGGCCAAAAUAUUGGGAGAUCUUGGAACAAGAAGGAGAUAAAUUCAAAUUGCAGAGUUUUGAAAAACUAAAAGAUAGAGUGCGAGACUGGUUGCAUUAUUACCAAAUAAGAGAGGUCUAUAAUUUGGAUAGAAAAAUUGGCUUCCAGGUGGAAAAAUCAAAGUUGGAAAUAGAACUGCUAGAUCCCAAAACUAAAACACUUUCAAGAAUGUAUAACUUGCUGCUAAAAUGGAAUACUCAGGAUGAAACGGUAAAAUCUGCUAUGAUUAAAUGGGCACAGGAUGUUGGACAUAACAUUAUGUUUGCUGACUGGGAACGGUUAUGGACCACAGGUACGAAGUUUACAGCAUGUAAUGCUUUAAAAGAGAAUAUAAUGAAAAUGGUGUACAGGUGGUACAUGACCCCAGUCAAGCUUGCAAAAAUCUACCAUCUGCCCGAUAAUAAAUGUUGGAAAUGUAAUGAAACUGAAGGUACAUUCUUUCACCUUUGGUGGACGUGCCCAAAGAUUAAGGCCUUCUGGGAAAUGAUAUAUAAUGAGUUGAAAAAGGUAUUUAAGUAUACCUUCUUAAAGAAACCAGAGGCCUUCCUCCUGGGCAUUGUUGGCCAAUUGGUGCCAAAGAAAGAUAGAACUUUCUUUAUGUAUGCAACAGCAGCAGCAAGGAUACUUAUCGCAAAGUAUUGGAAGACACAAGACUUACCCACUCUGGAAGAAUGGCAGAUGAAGGUAAUUGAUUAUAUGGAAUUGGCGGAAAUGACUGGCAGAAUCCGUGACCAGGGAGAAGAGUCGGUGGAAGAAGAUUGGAAGAAAUUUAAAGACUAUCUACAGAAAUACUAUAAAAUUAAUGAAUGUUAAAUUGAGGUCUGAUUGAAAAUAACUGGUAUUGGCAAAAGCCUUGCGUUUAAGAGCAUGGAAUAUUUGAUUGAUAAGGUUGUAAAAAUAUCUAUUUAUAAAUAGAUUAAGUUCUUUGAGUUAAGAUAAAGGAAGGAGGGUAAGGAUUUGCUGAAAGGAGUUUCUAAAUGGAAAUACAAGCGGGGAGGUGCGGGGAAGUCAAAGAACUAAGGAAAGAUAAGAAGGUUAAAUGAAAGUAUAAAUUUUUAAAUUUUUCUGUUUUUUUUUCUUUUUUAUGGUUAUUGUUAUCUUUUGUUUUCUUUUUGUCACUGUUAUUGUUGUUUUUUGUCUUUGGAAUUUUUGUAUUUUUGUAUGUUUUGGAAUUUUUGUAAAACCAAUAAAUAUUAUAUUAAAAAAAAAAGAAAAAAAAGGAAGUAUAGAGUCAAAGUUCCCUGCCUUUGUGUGUUCAGCUUUGAUGGGGGCGGGGGGUUAUAUUUCUGACCCUUAGCUUAAAAGUCCCUCAAUCUGUCUGUAGUUGUUUCCCUCAUUUAUUGCUUUUACACUACCUCCAUUCCUUGGAUCUUAUUUGUUCCUUAACUUUCCCACACAGCCAUUCUCUUCCUCACUGGCAUCUGAUAAGAGCCCCAUCCUGCACCACACAGAAUGGUGCCUCCAUGCAAACGAUAAGAGUGCAGUGGGUCGCAUCCUCUGCCUCUGGAGAGACCUUGACUGAUUCCAACGAGGGGCAGAUUUACCUCAGCGAGAACUGUGUGAAGGUAUGGCUUCUUGGAAAUCACCAGCCGUAUGUACCAUCUGUAGUGUCUCGAUUCCUCCUGAGCUGCAGUAUGAUCUGGUGUUUGGUGCGAAAAUGUCAUAAAAGAAUGUAUAUGUGUGGCUGAGUGUGUGGUUGCUUUAAUCCAAAAAGUAUACAUUAUAUUAUUAACCAUCUCCAUGGCCUGUCCAUGUCAGAGAGGCAUAAUUUGAUGUGUCUGCACAUGAGAGUUGGUAAUAUGCAGUAGUAAAUGGCCCAAUGGUUGCCAUUAUUUUGAUUUGAAUUGAUUUUAGAAUGAAUUGGUUUUAGAAUGCUGUGUUACUUUUCUUGUUGUUAGCCACUCUUGAGCCCGGCUUCGGCUGGGGAGGGCGGGAUAUAAAUACAAUAUUAUUAUUAUUAUUAUUAUUAUUAUUAUUAUUAGCAUACAAACUGUGAUAGAACUAGUAGUGGGGUAUUCAAUCCAGGCUUGGCAAAAGAGAAAAGGCCAGGCAUGUUUUGGGUAGUGUCAAAGACUGGAUGUGAAUCAGCCCUUACCGUUUGCAGCAAUGGCAGCACUUUCACCGAAGGCACUCCAAGUGUUCUCUUUGAGUACAUGUGAAAGAACGUGCUGCCAGGUUGAUUGGUGCUACGUGCCUCUCGUGUGUGUUUUGCUUUAGGUUGCUCUGUAUCUGGCACUUACCAUCUCUUUGAGGGAUCUUGCUAGUUUGCUGUUGGAUUUCAAGUGGUUGCUAAAUAUUUUUGUAUGAAUCUGACCCACCACUUAGCGUUCUUUUCUGUUUCAACAGAGACUGUUGGAGAUUGCAGAAGCAUCUGAGUUUCUGAGGCUGCAGGUAGAAGGAGGUGGCUGUUCUGGUUUCCAGUACAAAUUUUCUUUGGAUACAGUUGUGAAUUCUGAUGACAGGUAAGGGCAUAGGUUCCUGUGUGGUGGAGGAGAAAGAACUUUAGGGGAGGGGUGAGAGGGAGAGAGAGAGAGCAAAUGAUCGAAUGAGGAAUGAAUAUCCUAUUAUAUAGUGCAGAUAAUCCCGUUGUACUGUUUUCCACUUCUAUACUUGUGCAUAUCAUUUCCAAGCUUCGUGGCAGCACAAUGCAUUCAGUGUUACAAUUAGCUCUCAAUAUGAGCAUUCUGCUUUUCUUUUCACUUAAAGAUUCAGGGUAACUAAUACUACCAUGCAAAAUACAUAUAAUCAUCAUCUAAUCAACAAGGUAAAGUAAAACAACGAAGUGUCUUACGGCACCUUAAAGACUAAUAAAUGUAUCAUGGCAUAAGCAUUCAUAGACCAGAGUUCAUUUCAUCGGAUACACAAAAUGCCACAAUAAAUGUGUUUGUAUCUAAGGCUCUGUUGCUUUUGUUGCAACAGACUAAUUCAGCUACUCAUCUGGAAAAGAUAAAGCUAAGAGAGGUGCUUAAGCCAAAUCAAAAGCUACUUGAAGAAGCAGGAUUUUCAUCCUCCUCCAGAAAAGCUGGCCCGACAAAGGCAGGCCUUUCUUGAAAGGGAGUUCAAGAGGUGUGGAGAUCACAGCCAAGAAAACCCUGCUUAUAGAUGUCUCUGUUUUUACCAGGGAGAAAGAUGGAGUGUUGGCGAAGGGCUCACCUGCCAGCCUUAAAGGAUAAGGGGGCUUGUGAUGGAGUGGGCAUUCUCUAAGGUCUUGCUGAUUGUAACACCUAUGUUUGGGUGUGACCUGGAAGCAGGGGCAAAUAAGAUCUUGGAUAUGUAUCUAUUGCAUUUCAAAAUCACUGCAACUCUCUCUAUCUCCUCCUCCAGGAUUUUUGAACAAGGUGGUGCCCGAGUGGUUGUGGACUUGGACAGUCUGAGCUUUGUGAAAGGGGCCAUGGUGGACUUCAACCAGGAGCUAAUUCGCAGCGCAUUUCAGGUGGUCAACAAUCCACAGGCAGAACAAGGCUGCUCUUGUGGAUCAUCCUUCUCCGUUAAGCUUUGAACAACCAUCUCCAUGCGGACCCUAGUGGAUGCUGAGUGGCAUAUCUCUUUUUCAUUAUGUUCAGCUUCCAGCUGGUGUAAUCAGUUGUAUGGUACCAUGCAAAUAGUCCGGACUGAGUCUCGGAUAAGAACUGAUAUCUCCAGGAUUAGGUGUGAACUGGGCUGGGCACCUGUGUUUUCCUUAAUCCCAAAUGUAUCUUCUCAGUAGGAUCCCUGAUGACUCACUGCAUAGCACUUGAUCACCUUGGGAGAUAUGCGUACAUACUUCCGUAAUUUAACAUAUUUUGGUUUUUUGAAGUGAUUUCCCACUGCAUGUAAUUUUCAUGUAUGUUAAUAGGCAUAUUUUUUUCUGUAUGUUCAUUUGUACCCUGAUGAAUGCAUGGCUGAGUUAUUGGGGCCCACAGCAGCUCCCCAACCUCCACACAUUCAAAAGCAUCUGUUGCAUGGUGCCUGUAUGCAUUUGAAUGCACAUGAGAUCCUGUACGGAUGAUCUGGAAACCUGGGAAAAGGAGCGUUGCUGUGUACAAAGUUUUUAAGGAUUGUCUUGCAAGGGAAUUUUGUUAUGAGUACCGAAUGGGGAGAAGGUUAUGUUGCAUAUGUUCCAUAACUUAAGGUUUCCUUUCUCCUUUUGCCUUCUCUGAAUGGUAAACAAGAGGCAUUAAAAAAAAACAACCCACUUGUUUCAUCUUUUGGCCAAGAAGCUCAGUAUUGUUGUUGUUUUAAAGGAAGUGUUGCGUAAUUACAGUGCUAAAUAAUUAAUGCCUUGACUCUGUUUCUCCUUUAAAGUCGGCUGGGAAUUGAAAGCUUCAUUUUUGGAGCAGAACUGGACUGAGCAGCACUGCAUGACUCUAGAUAAUUUUUUUGUUCUUUGACCACAAAGGAUAUCCUGUAUCUAAUUAGUGGACUUUUGGAAGGUAUUUAUCUGUGAAGGACGUGCAACUGAGUAUUGGUCAUAACAUUUUAUAAAAUGCCUAUAUUUGUGCAUCGUUCUUUGCAGUGACCUUUGUUGUUGCUCAGCUGGGACUGAUUCCCCCCACCCCACCCCAGGAACCUCAGCUGCCUUUUGGAUUAAAAAGUUCUUCCUAUUGCUGGAUUUAAUUUCUUACAAGUAACAAAAUGUAAGCAAAAUUAUGUGGCUUGCCUGUUCCUAAAAAAACAUGUAACUCACAUUUGCUUAUUUUCUUUUAUAUCUAUCAUCUGUUCAGUUUUAAGGAAGCAGACAUGCUUGUACGAAGAGUGCAACUCCUUUUCCAACGGGUCUGACACAUCUACCCCAAGAAGGAAUCAAAUUUUAAAGUGAAGGGCAUGCCCUCUUUGAGGAAUAGUGGGGCUUUGGGGAGCCGUUACUGGAGGAGGAAGCCUUGACAGUAGAGAAACUUGAUCUGCUAACCUGGAGGAUUUGGGGGAGUGGGGGCAGGGUGUGUUAAUUUUCCCACAGUAUGGGGAAAUUAGACUAUAAGUCCCAGAUCCAUUUACCUGUUAUCUCUAGCCCUUUCUACAUAAAUGUCAAUUAAGCCACCUCUUUUUCUUGCUCCUCAGCUACAACUGAUAGGGUGUAGAUUUGGAUUGCCUAUCUACUAGAAUUUAUAGCAUUAUUUCACUAGGGGGCAUCCUUAUACUUUGAGAUGCAAAUGGCUGAAGAAAUUGCUUGUAGAAAAUGAUGGCUUUCUUGGUUGUGCUUUGGUUGGAUCUGAGGCUGAGAAGUAGUGCAUAAGUGCUGCUUUGUUUCGAAAAUCUCAUAUUCAGGAGUAUGCUAGGCAGUUGGUUCAGUCUGUGCAAAAUUCUAAAGCCUUGACUGCUGCCUGCUGCUUAAAAGGGUCAUUUCUUGUAGUCCAAAAUGUCCAGCAUAGGGAGGUGGUGGUGUCAAAGUAGAGCAAUGCAAAGGAGUGGCAAAGAGGGAGGGGCAUGGGGUUGUUAGAGCCUUUAACAAAGCAACACAAAUGCAGUUGAGAAAGAGUCUGAUCACAAAUUAUUUCAGAUUCCCUAGGCUAUCUGAGCGCCAUGCAGAUUUGCUUCUGCUCCAAAGCAUUCAUGCCCUUAAAAACUUGAGAGCUUCCUGAAUCCCCACUUACUAAGUGAGAAGGAAGGCAGAGAGAUGGUGUAAUAUUUUAAUUGUGUUGAGAACAUGCAAUUUUCACUAAAUGUUUUGCUGAGAGCGGUUGUGUUUUCAAAAUUGCAUACAAAUCAGGUGUCUGACACAUCUGACCAUACAUGACAUUUUCACUAUAUUGUGUAUGUUGGUGCAAACCAAUUCACCUGAACAUACCGUCAUGUGUAGAUUGCAUGUAUGCCUAUUUUACCAUAGUUCUACAUUUUGGGCAAGUAAAACAAUCCUGUUUGUGACCUUCACCCCUUAUAGCAAAAGCAUUAUGAGCGGUGGAUGACCUUGGAUAUGGAUUUUCACACUCUAGAAUUUCUUUCAAGUUGGCUUUGGUAUUGAAGACUUAUUCUAUUUGACUUAAAAUACACAGUUUCCUGUUUGAGUGUAGUGAUCUUUUUUAGCUUCAAAGUAUCUCCCAACCCUCCAGCACCAACUUGGUCCAAGGAAAUUAUUGACUGCUACUGCAUCUGUGUUCAGCACCGAUGUAGGAAUGAGAAGAGUAAGUUCUGUUCUGUGAUCCAAAUUGAGGUGCUCUCAAUGUGGAACCCUUCCAGUGGUGUUGGACUCCGACUCCCAUGAACCCCAGCUGAUGGUUAAGGAUGAAGGGAAUUGUAGUCUAGCAUCUGAAUGGCAUCAUGUUGGCCACCCCUGAUAUAAAUGGUUUGUUUUGUCCUUACAAUGCCAGCAUUCUUAACUCUCUCAAUGUGUAAAUGAUGACUCUUGGAGAAAUAAAUACAAAACUUAAUUUAUUGGCC